AUGCGCAUCUCCAACAUGCGUCUGCCCAACAGUCUGCGCAACCUGAGCGUGCGCUUGUCUCAAGUCCGAAUCCCACAUCCUCACCCGAGGCGCAUCAUUCUCUAUGUAAUGAUAACCGCUAUGAUGGUCGGUAUGAUUGUCAUCUUCACCAUGAGCGAUAGCCUCUUCGGCCCCAAAAAUACCGGCUUCGAUCCUCUGCUCUCGCGAACCAACGAUUACCGUCUGCUCACCAGCCGACGCAACAACUUGGGCUUCUACAACACCAUCAACGUCAAGAAGACUGGUCAGAAGAUUAUGAAUCCGACCCUUCUUGAAUUGCCAAAGGGUAGCAAGCAUGACUUUCUCGUCAUUGCCCGCGCUCCCCACGUCGACCAAGAUAUCAAGGGCAAAAAGUACCGACGCGCCCAGCAGGUCGCCACAUUCGUUAGCCUUACCUGGGAUGCGUUCGGCCGGCCCGAGCUCACUGCGGAUAACGAUUGGCAUAAGAUGCUUGUUGAGGACUUUACAGAAGCCCAAGGCCCUGAGCAUCACUGCAAGCGACAGCCCGACAUGGAUAAAUACAUUGGCCCCGAAGACAUGAAGCUCUUCUGGAGGAAGAACGGCACUCCCAUGCUUAUCUUCACCCACCAGGUCAACGACGAAAACCUCUGCGAGGGCAUGUACAUUGUCGAUGCCCGUGCUGCUGUUCCCGAGCUCGUCAAGCAAAUGGGCAAACACGCAAAAGAACUCCCAGCCAUCGAAUUCGACAAGCCUAUCCUUCUCCGACGCCAACCCCCCGAGGGCGAAGAAUCCGAUGCUCGAUAUCAACGCGAGAAGAACUGGGCUCCUGUCUACAACCCUUUUAGCGACGACGAUGACGAGAUGAUGUUCAUGGUCGAGCCUAGCCAGCUUUACCGCUUCAACUCAACCGAAGAGCCUGUCCAGAACAUGGACGCCGAAGCCGAGUCUGCGGUCGACGAGCCCUUCCCCCCCGAUCAUGAGGGCAAGACAUGGCACUCAGCCACCCAGACCUGUAUGAACGACGUUAUGCUCACCGACAAGCGAGUCCACCAAUCGACGCCCAUGCUGAGCUUGACCCUUUGCAAUCGCGGGGCUUGCGAGCCUGCGGCAAAUAACACGGUCAUCAUGGGUAUGGUGCAGAUGCGCUACGACCCUCCUCAAUACACAAACACGUGGUACGACCACCGUAUCGUUGUUUACUCGCCUAUUGCGCCCUACCAUAUGAUGAGCGUCAGCAAGAAGCUCACAUAUCACGGCGAGACCAACAGCAAGUACAUCUGGACUGGAAGCAUGGUGUAUCACGGAGACCAGCCAGCGCAACGUAGCCACGGCUAUCUCGAUGACGAGAUUCUGCUGAGCUUCGGUAUCGGCGACUCAGCGCCAGGCUGGCUGGACAUCAAGGCGGAGGAGCUGAUAAUUGAUCACUAUUUCUGCCAGGGCGCAACAUCGGGGUACAGGGAGAGCAUCAAACAGCAUUCAUCAUGA
Messenger RNA from Fusarium poae, 1485 nucleotides. RefSeq lists its product as uncharacterized. The transcript has a single exon. The record is from RefSeq and is a predicted model, not a curated record. NCBI's taxonomy places the organism in Eukaryota, Fungi, Ascomycota, Sordariomycetes, Hypocreales, Nectriaceae. Bases 1 to 1485 code for a protein of 494 amino acids.